Molecule: messenger RNA, 3477 nt
Organism: Betta splendens (Siamese fighting fish)
Lineage: Eukaryota; Metazoa; Chordata; Actinopteri; Anabantiformes; Osphronemidae
Gene: nexn
Product: nexilin (F actin binding protein)
Exons: 14
Coding region: 209-2647 (812 amino acids)
Biological process (GO): homophilic cell-cell adhesion; axon guidance; dendrite self-avoidance
Cellular component (GO): plasma membrane; axon
Molecular function (GO): cell-cell adhesion mediator activity
Source: RefSeq, a predicted model, not a curated record
AAGUCACGGUACUUUUAUGGAAACGGCCCCUGAAGUCACACAGCCAGCAGCCAGUGGAGGAGAAGCACCGGGUGGUCGCAUCGCGGGUUGGAAACGCGUUCUGUCGAGACGGGAUUCUAUUAAAUGAUCAGAAACAGGAGGGAGCCUUCACGCUAGAGAGGCGACAUUAACCAAAGCCUGUUUGUCAACUUGUCAUCGUGGUGCGAACAUGACAGAGGUGGCGCAGGUUGCGGCUCCGGUCGGCCACAGCUUGGACGACGAGCAGGAGCGCGACGUCACGCUCGGGGGGGGUUACGAAGAGGUGGACGAGGGCGACUCCGCCGAGGAGGAAACUGAGGAGACGCCGAACAGGGACGACGACGCAAGCAGUGUGGACCGCGAGGAAAAGGGCAACAAAGGCGUUGUGAAUGGCUCGGCCACAGCCACAGAAAAUGAGGAAAACCAGAAUAUGUCCGAUUUGGCAUUUAAAAAAGAGAAGCUCCUCCGGUCCAGAAAGCCCGUGGCCAGAACCUACGUCCCCAAACAGAACCGAGAGAAGGGGGACGUGACCAGCAAGUUUGAGAGCAUGCAGAAGGCCAGGGAGGAGCGGAGCCGGCAGAGGAACAAGGAGGAGCAGCAGAAGAGGAAAGAGCAGUACAUCAAGGAGAGGGAGUGGAACCGCAGGAAGCAGGAGAUAAAGGAACUACUCGCUUCCAGUGAUGAGGAGGAGGAGUUGAAGCCAGGAAAGGUAGAGAAAUCCUACGUCCCCAAAAUCACAGGUAGUGUGAAGGGGAAGUUUGCAGAAAUGGAGAAACAAAGGCAGGAGGAAGAAAGGAAGAGGAUGGAGGAGGAGAGGAGGAAGAGGGAAGCCCAGGACAAGAUGGAAAAAGCCAAAAUAAAGAAGGAACUGGCUCAGAAGGCGGCAGAGGAAGGAGACGAUACCAUUCUAGUGCGUGUAGUCCCAGCGAAGGCGUCACGAGCUCCGGGCAGAAUCAAGGUGAACUUCGAAGACAUGGAGAAAAACCGAGAGGAGGAAAUCAAAAAGAAGGCAGAGGAGGAGAAAAAGAGACGAUACGACGAAAACAGACUCUCCUUCAGAGAAGCCAAGCGACGCUCAGUUGUUCAACAGGAUGAGGAGGAGACGCCCUCUGAGAAGGCGGCUGUGACCCCUGGAAAGCUGAAGCUGACGUUCGAGGAGCUGGAGAAGGAACGACAGGAGCAGAGGAAGAAGCAGGCGGAGGAGGAAGCCAAACGUCGCCUGCAGGAGGAGAAGAAAGCUUUUGAGGAGGCCCGGCUGGAAAUGGGAGAAGAUGAGGAGGACCGUCCGUCGUCUCAGCAAGACAGGGAGGAGGUGCGACCCGGAAAACUGAGACUGAGCUUUGAAGAGCUGGAGAGGCAGCGAGUUGAAGAGGAGCGCAAGAAGGCGGAGGAGGAGACCCGGAGGCGGAUGGAGGAGGAGAGGAGAGCGUUUGCUGAAGCCAGGAAGAGCAUGCUUGUAGAUGAAGAUGACGAGGUGCUGAUGGCCUUGUUGAACCUAGAGGGCAACAAGCCUGGGAAGAUAUGUGCCAGCUUUGAGGAGCUGGAGCGCCAGAGACGGGAGGAGGAGCAGAAGAAGGCUGAAGAAGAGGCCAAGAGGCGACUGGAGGAGGAGAAGAAGCUCUUUGCUGAGGCCCGCAAGAGCAUGGGUCUAGAUGAUGAAGAAGGGAUGGUGAAAAGUGAGUCUCAGGAAGCGCUGCACCCUAGAAAACUAGAGAUCAACUUUGAAGAGCUACUAAAAGAGAAGGAGGAAGCCGAGAGGAGACGUAAGGCUGAGGAGCGUAAAAAGAAACUGGAGCAGGAGAAGCAGGAAUUCGAACAACUGAGACAAGAGAUGGGUGAGGACGAAGUAAAUGAAAGCUCAGAUAUCGUGAGCACAGAGUAUGAAGAACUGACUAAGCUCAAGAGGACGGGCUCCAUCCAGGCCAAGAACCUGAAGUCCAAGUUUGAGAAGAUCAAGCAGCUGACAGAUGAGGAAAUUCAGAAGAAGAUUGACAUGGAGAGAGCACGGAGGAAAGCCAUUGAUGAUGAAAUUAAAGAGAGGGAAGCAGAGAGGGUCCAGGAGGAUGAUGAGGAGGAAGGAGGAACAACUCCAGGGAGAGCCGAGGAGUCACCGUUCAAACAGAAGGUGGACAUGCGAGCUCGAUUCGAACAAAUGGCCAAAGCCAGAGAAGAGGAGGAGAGGAGGAGGAUAGAGGAGCAGAAGCUGCAGAGAAUGCAGUUUGAGCAGCAAGAGAUCGAUGCCGCUCUCCAAAAGAAGAAGGAGGAUGACGGUGAUGAGGAGAGCAGCAUCAUCAAUGGCUCCGCAGCCUACGAAGAUGAGGAGGAUCACGCCAGGUCGGGCGCUCCCUGGUUCAAAAAGCCCCUUAAAAACCAGUCAGUGGUGGACUCUGAGCCAGUUCGGUUCACCGUUAAGAUCACCGGGGAGCCGAAACCCGAGGUGACCUGGUGGUUCGAGGGAGAGAUGCUCCAGGACUGUGAGGAUUACCAGUAUAUAGAGCGAGGAGAGACGUACUGCCUCUACUUGCCAGAGACCUUCCCAGAGGAUGAGGGCGAGUACAUGUGCAAGGCUGUGAACAGCAGAGGCACAGCAGCAAGUACCUGCAUUCUCACCAUAGAAACUUAUGACUAGCGAUGCCCUUCCAGGUUCUGGAAACUUUCCUUGUUAUCUCUCACUUCUUUUGUAAAAACAUUUGUCCCUCGUCGUCUGGUGACAGCAACAAGCAGCAGGCGGAAGAAAACGGCAGUAUGCUUGUCAUUCCUAAGGGAGGGAUACACAACAAAUAGAAAACCAUUGAUGUUGUUUACUACUGCUCUAUUGUAAAGCCACACUCUCCGUUAGAGUGGCGUGAUACUUGUGCCAAAAUCUGACGAGAUUCUUGUCAAAACUGCCCUCACUGCAAGGCCCUGACAAUAUUUACUUUACCAGCAACUUUAUAGUAUUGUAAUGUAAAUAUGCUCUGGACCUGAAAGAUGUGAUGCUUGAGACUUUGAAAUGUGAAAAGAAGGUACUCUUUAAUCAACGUUAUACAAGAAUAUGGUUAAAACAUCCCACAUACUGUACUUUCUUAGAUGUAAUACUGAUCAGCAGCUCAGCCUUAGUUUUCUCUAUUGUUUCUCAAAUGGUGUGAUACUUGCCUGGUAUAUAUGGAGGAGCAACACAUUAAACAGCAGUGUGCACAUGCUACAUUGAUACACUAUUGUAACCACAUCCACAUCUUGCAGGAGCAAACUCUUUAACCCUAUUUUCAUCUUUCAGUCCAUAUCAAGUUAUCUUUUAAUUGUAGCAUCUUAACAUUUUUAAUAUUUUCCCAUUUUCAGUUUGACUCCAAUAUAACAUUCUUGAUGAUAAAUUAGUUUUACUGGACAGUUUUAUGGUUUAAAAGUAAACGCUUUGACUAGCCUGACUAUUUGUCAUUUGUUAUAAAUCAGUAUGUUUUAAUAAAAUGAACACAAAUCACA